This is a messenger RNA of Fusarium vanettenii 77-13-4, 3264 nucleotides long. RefSeq lists its product as uncharacterized. The record is from RefSeq and is a predicted model, not a curated record. Gene Ontology annotation, biological process: proteolysis. The transcript has 5 exons. Lineage: Eukaryota; Fungi; Ascomycota; Sordariomycetes; Hypocreales; Nectriaceae. Bases 1 to 3264 code for a protein of 1087 amino acids. Gene Ontology annotation, molecular function: protein binding; serine-type endopeptidase activity.
AUGUCGGACGCAGAGGACAGAGAUCCACAAAGAGACUCUGAUGACGAUGAGGAGGAGACAGAUGAGGAAGAUGAUCUCGUAAAACUCGCCAUCUCCGAUUUGAAGAAGACUUUUGACAGCGAGGCCGACGAGGAGCAUGUUGACAAGUUCUUUCGCCACCAUGGAGAGACUGUCAAGCACUUUAGCGAAGACGGCGUAACCUUCUUGCACCGAAUUGUCCAAUUGGUCAAAGACAAGGCAGUCAACGCACAACACGUCAGGCCGUCAGUCGAGAGAAUAGUCGCCCAAUAUCCGGAUCAUUUGAAGACUAGGAACGACGACGGACAGACUCCUCUAUACCAGGCUAUCCACCUCAGAAGAUACACCUGGAAGUUGGUCGGUUUUAUGCUGAAUAGCUGUUCUGAUCCCAAAUGCAUCGAAGACGCGCUCGAGUCUCCAUGUGGCGAAGGAGACUCCGCAAAGACUUGUCUCACAUUGGCAUUCGAGAAGGACCUCAGACUCAAAGCGCUACAGAUCUUGGUUCAAUUCGCUAGCGAAAGAGCUUUGGAGGCUAAGGAUGGUUCUGGAAGGACGCCAUUCCACUGGGCAGUUCAGUACUCUCAGUGUACUGACGAGAGGGUCGAUGUCAUCAAGCUUCUGCUGGAGAAGGAUCGCGAGGCUGUCACCAAAUUGAGGGAGACGGCGAGUUUGAGACCUGUUGACACUUUCUUGGACAUCAAGUACGUGAGGAGAGAAGACUCGAUUGAGUACUCCGUCUACGGUGAGUAUGAAAGAACAGCAGAAGUCUACCUUGCUGAGGAACUCGCACGAAAAGAGCGAGAGGCUAGAGUGCGGGAAGCCAAAGUGCAAGAGGCAGAAGAUGAGAGAGCAGAGUCCAAGACAUCCACUGUCAACGUCACGGUGAGAGAAAGGGAGUCUCCUAAAGCAGGUCUGCGCGGAAAAGAUCCAAAAGCUCAGAUCGGGCCCGAACGCGACAGUGGAUGGAAGAGACCCGAGAGGGAUCACGACAGAAGAAAGCCAGAUGCAGACAUGCUGGAUGAGCGUGAGAGGUUGCGACAGCAGCUCAAAGAGGAGGAGAAAGAAGAACAAGACAGACGGGCGAGGGAAGAGAGGAAUUGGCGAGAUCAAGCACCCGAACGAGAGGUUUCCAGCACAAGACACCAUGCCAAAAACGAGAGACGAUUCGACCAUGCGACAGGUGUUCCAAGGGUAGAGACUGGAUUUACAGGAGGAGACAAUGCACCAAACACUCCGUUGAAGAGAGUUGCAACAGGAAGAUUGGGCGCUAGCGACGACAAGAGGAGGAGGGAGAAGAAGGCGGUUUCGUCGAGCAAGACUUCAUCCAAAAAGCCCAACCCAAAGAUUUGCUUCGACUAUGAGGGCCUCCCGUCUGAGAUACAAGCUCACGUCUUCAACGAACGAUUCGGAAAGGAUCGUAACAGCGGUAUCCAAUUCGACGAAGUCCUGAUGUACGUGAGAUUCCCAGAUGUGACGGUGAUACACAGCGGACGAAGAGCGCCCAAACCUCGAGCCCUGGGCCGACAGGACAUGGAGUUUUUCUUUGACUGGCUCUAUGCCAAGGGCGUCCGUCGCAUUCUCAAACUCGAAGUUGAAGACAGCGGCAAGAUUCCUCAUAGCGAUGAGGCGAUCCAGAUUUCGCUUGAUAAGAUCAUGAUUGAGCAUUUGGACUGGCAAAAGUCUGACCUUGAUCCUCGCGUCAUCUGUAAUAUCAGCAGCAAGGCUGACAGGUCAUCUGUCUCCAGUGAUGAUUCUGAUGACGGGGCUAAGAACAUACUCAGAGAAGUAACUCUCAAGUGGAGUGGCAAUAACGCUGUGUUAAGGGCCUGGAGCGAGCCGGAGGGAUUGCCACAGCUUCAGAAGCUCGAGGUCAUCAAUCUUUGCAUUCCGCCCCAUUCUGAUCUCUAUGAUACCAGGAGUUGGGUGCAGAAGAACCUCGAAGAGUUCCGAGCUCGCCUCAACAAGAAUGUCAAUCUCAUCCGCAAUGUCACGACAGCAGACGCUGUUUCUGCAGGACCAUUUGAGGAAACACACAGCUCGACACCAGCGGUCAUUGCAAGAGAAGGAAAGAAGGGAACUGAAAUUCAAGUGUCUAGCGGCUCCUCCAAGACUUCUGCUAGAACCAACCCAGUCACUGAGCAUCAAUGGUUGACCUGCAUGGAGAGAUUCUCCGGGUGCAUGGGCCGUUUCUGGAAAGACACCAUCGAAACUUCUCGGGAAAGGCUCGGUCAAGGAGCGUCAGCCGUAGAUGGCCAGGCCGCGGCUGAUCUCGAAAGGCUGAGCAAGGACGUUGUUGUCGCGCUGAUCGAUGAUGGCGUUGACUCAUGUGAUCCGGCGUUUUCAGGGCGUGCCAUCGAGGGCAAGACUUUCGACUACCAAGAUGGAGGUGUUGGACAGUAUUACAUCUCUGCCAAGGGCCACGGUACCGAGAUGGCUAGAAUGAUCCUGAAGGUGUGUCCUAUGGCGAGCAUCUACUCGAUUCGGCUCAAGACACAUAUCAGCCCUGAAAAGGGACACUCAACAAUAGACGCUGCCUCUGCAGCUUUCGCUAUCGAGGCCGCUCUGGAAAAGAAGGCAUCUAUCAUCUCCAUGUCUUGGACGAUACCCGUACCUGAAGAUGGAAGCAAAGAAAAGCAGCUGCUAGAUGCCGUGCUAGAGAGAGCCUGCAGGCAAAAGGUUCUCAUGUUCUGCUCCUCAUCAGACCAGAUCAACGCAACGGAGCAUUACCCAUCAGCUUACAAGCGUCAGCGAUUCUUCCUCAUCGGAGCUGCCCAUGAUGAUGGCAGUGCUUAUGGUCACGCUGGAAAGGACAACGAUUUCAUCUUCCCGGGAGUGAGCGUCAACACUAACGGGGGUAACAGUUUGCCCCUCUACCUGGCCGACAAGACCUCUUCAACCAAGGAAUCAACCGGCUCUAGCAUUGCCACGGCCUUGGCAGCAGGCUUAGCUGCCAUGAUCACUUACUGCUUCAAGGCCAGUGCUUUGGGCAUUGUCUCAGCUAGGACCCAACAAGGAAAGGACUACAUAUCUGGAUCCGAACUUGUCAAGCCAGGAGAUGUGGACAGAAUUGCCGAGCAUGAAGUUCUCAAGGCAGCCUUCGGCAGAUUUGGUAAUAUGGAAAACGGCCAGUUCAUUCCAGUUUGGAACAGAUUUGGGCCUGCAAGUGAUGUGUUGGAGGGCGAGAUCAAGUAUGAAAGCAAGCUCACUUGUGUCAUGAAUCUCUACUCAAACCUCAUUGAGCGUUAG